Sceloporus undulatus (fence lizard) is the source of this 819-nucleotide messenger RNA. RefSeq names its product COP9 signalosome subunit 8 (gene COPS8). Lineage: Eukaryota; Metazoa; Chordata; Lepidosauria; Squamata; Phrynosomatidae. Gene Ontology annotation, biological process: COP9 signalosome assembly; protein deneddylation. The record is from RefSeq and is a predicted model, not a curated record. The transcript is spliced from 8 exons. The coding region runs from base 103 to 738 and encodes 211 amino acids. Gene Ontology annotation, cellular component: COP9 signalosome.
UGAGGACCGGAAGUGACGCAGGAAGGGCGCGACGGGGCCCCCUCCGCCUCCCGGAAGUGCCCUUCUUCUCCCCGCUUCCCCAGGGCAGGAGAAGGAGCGAAGAUGCCAGUGGCUGUGAUGGCUGUAGGUGCUGCGAGCAGCGCCUUCGGAUACCGGAAGCUGCUGGAGCAGUGCGAGACCCAGGAGCUGGAGGCCCCUGGCGGAAUAGCAACUCCACCUGUUUACGCUCAACUCCUUGCUUUGUACCUUUUGCAUAAUGACAUGAAUAAUGCACGAUAUUUGUGGAAAAGAAUCCCUCCUGCUAUUAAGUCUGCAAAUCCUGAACUUGGUGCAAUUUGGGCAGUAGGGCAAAGAAUCUGGCAGAGAGAUUUUCCUGGAAUUUAUACAACAAUUGGUGCACAUCAGUGGUCAGAGUCUAUUCAGCCAAUCAUGGAAGCACUUAGAGAUGCAACCAGGCGACGAGCAUUCGGGCUGGUGUCCCAAGCAUAUACCUCAAUAAGUGCAGAUGACUUUGCUGCCUUCGUUGGGCUUCCUGUAGAGGAAGCAGUGAAAGGAGUACUUGAUCAGGGCUGGCAAGCAGAUUCAUCAACUCGCAUGGUUAUGCCUAAGAAGCCAGGUCCCCAAGAGCCUGCCUUUAAUAGAUUUCACCCAUUAUCAGAACCUGCUCCAGUCCCACCAAUUCCUAAUGAACAGCAGUUGGCCCGAUUAACUGACUACGUGGCUUUCCUUGAAAACUGAGAUCUCGACUCACUCAUUCAUCAGACCUGUGUUCUUCUAGACCCUUUUGACAUUAUGUUUAUCCUGUUGCAAUGUUGCAAU